Molecule: messenger RNA, 507 nt
Organism: Oncorhynchus kisutch (coho salmon)
Lineage: Eukaryota; Metazoa; Chordata; Actinopteri; Salmoniformes; Salmonidae
Product: isoaspartyl peptidase/L-asparaginase-like
Exons: 3
Coding region: 10-507 (165 amino acids)
Cellular component (GO): cytoplasm
Molecular function (GO): hydrolase activity
Source: RefSeq, a predicted model, not a curated record
GACCUGAAGAUGAAGCCAGUAAUAGUUGUGCAUGGCGGUGCAUGUGCCAUCCCGGAUGAUAUGGCUAAGGCAUCAGUGGAUGGGGUGAAGUCUACAGCUACUGCAGGCUUUCUGGCUAUGAAGAGAGGAGGCAGUGCAUUGGAUGCUGUUGAGCUGUCUGUUAGGGCCUUAGAAGAUAACCCAACCUUUGAUGCAGGUCAUGGAGCAGUACUGAAUACUAAUGGAGAAGUGGAGCUGGACUCCAUCAUUAUGGAUGGAAGGACUCUAGCUGCUGGAGCUGUGUCUUCGGUGAAGAACAUCUCCAACCCUGUGUCACUGGCCCACGCUGUGAUGGAAAAGACCGACCACAUCAUGUUGACAGACAGAGGUGCAAACAUGUUUGCUGAAAGCGUUGGCAUACCUGCAGUCCCUACAAACACCCUGGUGACAGAAUGUGAGAGAACGGAGAGGGAGAAGGCCAAGAAUUAUGCUGUUGAAGUGAAGGAGCUCUUCAACUCUCAAUGGUAA